Dermochelys coriacea (leatherback sea turtle) is the source of this 1761-nucleotide messenger RNA. RefSeq names its product beta-microseminoprotein-like. The transcript is spliced from 4 exons. Gene Ontology annotation, molecular function: peptidase inhibitor activity. The record is from RefSeq and is a predicted model, not a curated record. Lineage: Eukaryota; Metazoa; Chordata; Testudines; Dermochelyidae. The coding region runs from base 1102 to 1494 and encodes 130 amino acids.
UCACUUCAUCGGAUGCCGAUGCGUAGAAAGAAUAAUAAAUAUGGCAAGCGACCAGCUUGGCUUAACAGUGAAAUCCUUGCUGAUCUUGAACACAAAAAAGAAGCUUACAAGAAGUGGAAGAUUGGACAAAUGACCAGGGAAGAGUAUAAAUAUAUUGCUCAGGCAUGCAGUAGGGAAAUCAGGAAGGCCAAAUCACACCUGGAGUUGCAGCUAGCAAGAGACGUUAAGAGGUAUGUUAGCAACAAGAAGAAAGUCAAGGAAAGUGUGGACCCCUUACUGAAUGAGGGAGGCAACCUAGUGACAGAGGAUGUGGAAAAAGCUAAUGUACUCAAUGCUUUUUUUCCUUCUGUCUUCACGAACAAAAAGGUCAGCUCCCAGACUAAUGCACUGGGCAGCACAGCAUGGGGAGGAAGUGACCAGCCCUCUGUGGAGAAAGAAGUGAUUUGGGACUAUUUAGAAAAGCUGGACAAGCACAACUCCAUAGGGCCGGAUGUGCUGCAUCUGAGAGUGCUAAAGGAGUUGGUGGAUGUGAUUUUGCUCUCAACAUCCACUAGGUCGAACUAUCUUAGGUUUUUCUAUAGCACUUGUCGCUAUAGCAUCUAAGCACUGACAUGGAUCAAUUAAAGAGCUGGCAAUAGAACUCAGACCGCCUUGCUUCCAGUUUCAUGGUCUAACCAGUAGACCAAAAUCCAUCCCUUAAUUCUAUGGCAAUUUUUUGAAAGAGGCAGUGCCUAGCACCGAUGUCUCAUGGGAGGUCUCUAGGGUCUUUGAGACAGCAGAGCAGUAUGAGCAGUGGAAUGCUGCCAUUCUUCUUAGCAUUACACUGUGUCUGUCUUUGUUUCUCUUAUGCAAGCUCUUUUUGAAGACCUGUCUCUGCUUGCAUAUCACAAGAAAAGGGUUUUGUUAUGAGUGUGGAUGUGAAACAUUGAAUAGGGAGCUCCUGUAUAGUCUUUCACUUCAUUUUGUGCCUCGCCAAGACAAAACCUCCUGUUGCCAAUUGAUCAAAUUUCAGUAACUUCUGCAGCAUUUUCAACAGGACUUCUCUGGAAUGAGAAUACAUUCAAAUUGCUCAAUACUAAGCCUUGCACAAUAUUUGUUUUCAUGCAGUGUAUAAUUUCACUGCAGAAAACUUUCCACAGACUGGGAGCAACCAAUUUUACAACGAAGUGCUUUCUGGGUAUCCUUCUUGCCUUUGACAUCUUGGUGACACUAUGCGAUGCAUUCUGUUUUUUUGAACAAAAUGACCCAUUGAAUUAUACCAAAGGUUGUAUUCGAGAUGGAAAGCUGCAUGGAUUUGGUACCUCUUGGACUGCAAAUUGCAACAGAUGUUACUGCAGCCCGAAUGGAAUUCGUUGUUGCUCCAUCUAUCAUUCGCCUAGUGGUUAUGACAGAGAAAAAUGCGAAAGCAUUUUCAACAUGGACACCUGCAGCUACAGUGUGGUGGAGAAGGCUGACCCCUCGAAAGCCUGCGAAGUCCAUAGUUGGGUGGGUUAAUUACAAAUCCACUUAGAAUUUCUCUGCAUAGUGCCUCUCCUUCCCCUUCUACCAAUGAUCAACAAUGGAAUGAGUCUUUUCUUCAGAGAUUCAUGAUGGUCUCUGAAGCAUUGCUACUAACAGCUGUUUUUUCUUCUCCUUGUUGAGUAGCAGUUCAGUGUGUGAGAAUGCACUGUACCUGAUUCUAUAUUGUUUCUGUUAUUCCCUGCAUUGUCAUAACUGAGCUUUGAUCACCUGAGUAAAAUAAACUCAGAUGACGCAUCAGAA